AUGUUCUUUUUAUAUAUUCUCUUCAUUGCAUUAAUUAAUGCUGCAGAGUUUGACAUAUGCAAGAACCCACAAAUUAUUAAUGGGUCAACUAACAUUUAUAUUGAAGAUCUUAAUGAAAGAACAACCUUAGAUGGAAAGAAAGGUGUUUGGGUUCAAAUUAGUGCUGAAAAGGAAACAGUUGGAUAUACUUUCCACACUUUAGGUCAUGGAGAUGUUAGUAUCGCUGAAACAACAGACUGUUCUUCAUUGUCAGAAGUAAGUCAAUUACCUUAUGAAUUUGUUGUUGAAACAGGAAAAACUCGUAUUUUCUUUGUUUCUGUUCCUGAAACAACCACAGAAGAAAUUACUGUUAUUGCUGAUAAAAUGCUUGUUUCAGAAAAUGAAAUGAAUGCAACUAUUGUUAGAGGAGAAUUUAUUCCAUUGACAUUCCCUGUUCAUACUUAUACAACUGACAAUACUGUUUAUUAUCAACUCAUUGGAAGAGUCAAUUGGAAAGUUGAAGUUUCUGUUGAUGGAAAACUUGAACAAACAAUUGAUUUAAAACAAGAUAGUACUGAACUUGUUACUAUCAAGGCUGACGCUGGAAUUCAUUCUGUUCAAUUUAGUUAUGCUAAAACUAAUGCAGAGUACCAAAAAAUUGAAGUUGUGGAAACAGUACCUUCUGUUAUUAAUGCUGUUUUUAGACCAGAAGCUAUUCUUGAGGAUUCCAUUUGUUUUGAAGGAAAGAAAGUGAUUGUUGGUUAUACAGCUAUUAAUACAGGUAAAGUCGCUAUUAAUACUAAAGCUAACGGAUUGUCUAAUCAAAAAUAUAUUCAAAUUGGAGAUGCUUGUUCUCUUGUUGAAGAAGGUGUUGAAUAUACAGUUAAUGGAGAGUAUAAAAUUAUUCUUGCCUCUGAUGUUAUUCCUUCAGAAGAGUCAUCAUCCAUUUUUACUAUAACUUUUGUCGCUGAUAAUACUCCAAUUGAACCAUCAGAGCAAUCUUCAGAACAAUCUUCUAGUCAACCUCAACCCAUUGAACCAUCAGAAGAAUCAUCAGAAAAACCAAUUGAACCAUCAGAAGGGUCAUCAAGCCAUUCUUCUUCUGUUGGACCUAGUUCAGAUAAUUCAUCAGAUAGUGAAAACAAUGAUGGUAUUAAUGAUAAGACUCUUAUUGCUAUUAUUUGUGUCAGUGUGAUUGUUGGUAUUCUUUUAAUACUUGCAAUCGUAUUGUUAGCAUUUAUCAUUUAUAGAAAAUGCACAAGCAAAAACGAUUAUGAAAAUUUGAAUUAA
This is a messenger RNA of Entamoeba nuttalli P19, 1269 nucleotides long. RefSeq lists its product as hypothetical. The transcript has a single exon. The record is from RefSeq and is a predicted model, not a curated record. The coding region runs from base 1 to 1269 and encodes 422 amino acids. Lineage: Eukaryota; Evosea; Mastigamoebida; Endamoebidae.